Molecule: messenger RNA, 803 nt
Organism: Egretta garzetta (little egret)
Lineage: Eukaryota; Metazoa; Chordata; Aves; Pelecaniformes; Ardeidae
Gene: CUNH6orf120
Product: chromosome unknown C6orf120 homolog
Exons: 2
Coding region: 222-779 (185 amino acids)
Source: RefSeq, a predicted model, not a curated record
CGUCGCGCCCGCGGGGAAGGCGGGAGCGAGAGCGGGCGCGGGCAGCGGCGCUCCUGGCUCUGUCCAAGGUCUCCUGGCAUCGGCUCUCCUCCCACCUGCGGCUCCAGCGCCAGAACAAUUCGUUUGUCCCUAGGAACGGAAUACGCUAAAAUCUGAAUUCUGUUUUGCAUUCGCAAGGUAGCGCACAGGACACGGGAGGAGUCUGCAUAUCACCGAAGACCAUGGCAGCACGCUGGAGAAGAAUCCUGCUAAUAUUUGUGGCAGCUCAAGUACUGUUUGUGGCAAAUGCCUUUGAGGAAGAGGACGUACCUGAAGAAUGGAUUCUUCUUCACGUUGUCCAAGGCCAGAUUGGAGCGGGCAACUACAGCUAUUUGAGACUAAACCACGAGGGAAAGAUCGUACUUCAGAUGCGGAGUUUAAAAGGCGACGCAGACUUGUAUGUAUCUGACAUCACGCUUCACCCCAGCUUUGACGAGUACGAGUUACAGUCUGUAACCUGCGGCCAAGAUGUUGUCCACGUUCCCGCACACUUCCGCCGGCCGGUGGGAAUAGGGAUUUACGGUCACCCCUCUCACCUGGAGAGCGAGUUUGAAAUGAAAGUGUACUACGAUCGAACAGUUGUGCAGUAUCCGUUUGGCGAGGCUUCCUACAACCCCGAGGAGACGGAGGCAAACCAGAAAUACUCACAGUCCACAGAAGAUGAAUCUCAGGAUGAGGAAUCUGUUUUCUGGACUAUACUUAUUGGAAUCUUGAAGUUAAUACUUGAAAUUCUUUUUUAAAUUGAUACACACUGGACUAAAUCA